AUGGCCAAUCAUCAGCAGCGACAAAGCGGCAAUAACAAUAACAAUUGCGUGCGUUUAAUAUUUUACUUGGUGGCAUUUUUAAUAUACCCAUCGCCAGUGAAAUUUCCAAAUACAUGCAGCGCACAUUUGAUACACAUUGAUGAUGUUGGCAAUCAUGAGUUCCAUGGAAGUGGAUUGCCUCGGACUCAUUUGCCGCCCCCUUUGCCACAACCACCACCUCCGUUACCGGUUCAGACACCCGGAAGGGAACUAACACCAGCCGAAUGUAUGGUUGAUCUUACAAAUGAUUUGGCCUUUCGAAUUCUCCACUACCAUUCAAUUCUCAACCGAAAUAAUUUUGCAUUUUCGCCCACCGCGCUGAUGAGUGUCCUUGUAGCGUUGUUUGAGGGUUCAGCGGGAAAAAGUUCGACUGAAUUGAAAAAUGUACUGCAGUUUCCAAGUAAUCGGGAUAUUAUAAGAGUUGGAUAUCGAGAUAUUCAUCGUCGAUUGAGAACAUAUUUCUUUGGUUCGGACAAUCCACUGAAAGGACUAAGCCUCAACAAGGAAAAUGUUACAAUUACCAGAGAUUUCGAAGCUAUUCUAACAUUUUAUGGUUACGAUUUGGGAAUGGAUAUGGUGUCAUCUACGCCUCCGCCCACAACAAAAACAUCAACCACAAUUGAUACAACAGAGGCAACAACAACAUCGACCACAAUUGCAACAACACAAAUUUCAACUACUACUACCACUACCGAAAUCAAGGAUACUACAACACCAACAACGGAAACCAUUACGACAAUCACAACUCCGACAACAACAUUGUCUUCUACCACAACUACAACACUUCCAACCACGACGGAGGCAGUCACCACAACACCAGACACUUCCACAGAAACCACUAAUGAAGCUGUUCCAACAACAACUACUAUAGUAGAUACCACAAGUCCCGACGAAACGACAACAGCAACUCCAGUUGCGGUGAGCACAGAUGAAGCUGCCGAGUUAAUCUCAUCUUUUGUAGCUGAAACUAAUUCGGAACCUUUGUCACGAAUUAUUCAACAAGCCCGAGUCACACGCUUGCCUAGUGCAAAACUACAAGUACCAAGUUUAAUGAAAGCACCACAAACCACUUAUUUACCAGCACAAAGGAAAUCGAAGCGUCUAUCUGCAGAAAAUCGAAGAAAGCGUCAUCUCUUCGGCUUGAAGGAUUUCGAUUCUCAUUACUUUGUUAAUUUAUUGAACAGUGAACCAUUCAUACAUUCUCUGACGCCAAUUGCGGCUCUAAACACUCCACCUCACACCUCUUAUGUUCCCUUAACCAAUGACUAUGAAGUCGAGGCUGAUCCAAACUUUAUAAAUUCCUCACCAGCAGCUCUAAAACAAAAUUACAAUACAGACGUUAUAACGCAUGUCUUCUAUCUUAGCAGCCAACAAAUUAUCUACACUACAUUUAAAGUCUACAACGCCGUAUUGUAUUAUAAAUAUUUCGAACAUAUGCGAUUGAGUGUUCUGGAAUUGGAGCUAGAUACACCGGAAUACAAUUUGAUUAUAUUAUUGCCGGAUUACAAUAGCGAUUUGGUAGCAGCGGCAGCAUCUCUUCGAUCAGGACCAAAGUUACGUCUUAUGAGGAAGCAACUGAAACCGAAAUGGGUUCAAGCAAUAAUACCAGAUUUUAAAUUGCACGGCACGAUUUUCUUAACGAAUGAUUUACAAAAUUUAGGUAUUUACGAUAUCUUUGAACCAAACAGAGCUGAUUUUCGUCCUAUGACAGAUGAAACUGGAACUUAUGUGAAGCAUAUUGAGCAAACCAUUAAUGUACAUAUUCGGACACAUCCCAUCAAUCAACUAAGACGCAAUUCCGGAGCACAAGCGCAGCCCACUCACAUAUCUGUAAAUCAUCCGUUUAUGUUUUUUGUAAUCGAUCGAGAUUUGGAUGUUGCUGUAAUGUCUGGCCGUAUUUUGAAUCCAUUGAAUGUGCGAAUCCAGUAAGGGAAGUAAUUAAAUGGCGAAGUACUAACUAUA
Musca vetustissima is the source of this 2001-nucleotide messenger RNA. RefSeq lists its product as uncharacterized. The record is from RefSeq and is a predicted model, not a curated record. The transcript has 4 exons. Gene Ontology annotation, molecular function: serine-type endopeptidase inhibitor activity. NCBI's taxonomy places the organism in Eukaryota, Metazoa, Arthropoda, Insecta, Diptera, Muscidae. The coding region runs from base 1 to 1968 and encodes 655 amino acids.